Molecule: messenger RNA, 1797 nt
Organism: Coffea eugenioides
Lineage: Eukaryota; Viridiplantae; Streptophyta; Magnoliopsida; Gentianales; Rubiaceae
Product: protein NRT1/ PTR FAMILY 2.11-like
Exons: 4
Coding region: 1-1797 (598 amino acids)
Biological process (GO): transmembrane transport
Cellular component (GO): plasma membrane
Molecular function (GO): transmembrane transporter activity
Source: RefSeq, a predicted model, not a curated record
AUGGGACUGAGUUCUACUACAGAUGACAGUACCGACUUGAAAUUGGAUGAAACAUCUCUCGAAGUUAGUCAUGAAAUCAAGUACAAAGGGGUCAAAGUCAUGCCUUUUAUUAUAGGGAAUGAAAUGUUUGAUAAGCUGGGAGGAUUUGGAAUCGGAGCAAAUCUGUUGGUGUAUCUGACCACUGUCUUCAACAUGAAGCCCAUUACUGCAACCAAUCUCCUCAAUAUCUUCAGUGGUACCGGCAAUUUGGGAACCUUGGUCGGAGCAUUCUUGUCCGAUACUUAUUUUGGUCGAUACAAGACUCUCGCCUUCGCUUCUAUAUGCUAUUUCUUGGGAAUGCUGGUGCUAACACUAACAGCAUUGAUCCCUAAUCUGCAUCCUCCUUCCUGCCAAAAAGGAAGCAGCAAAUGCGCCGAAGCAACAUCAGGCCAACUUACUAUUUUAUUAAGUGGAUUUGGAUUGCUGAUAAUAGGAGCUGGUGGCUUGCGACCAUGUAACAUUCCUUUUGGAGCAGAUCAAUUCAAUCCCAAUACCGAAUCAGGGAGAAAGGGAAUCAACAGUUUUUUCAGUUGGUAUUAUUUCACCACCACAUUUGCUGUGAUGGUAUCAUUCACAGUCUUGGUCUACGUCCAAAACAGUGUCAACUGGGCUCUGGGGUUUGCGAUUCCUACAUUUCUCAUGUUUAUAUCAUGCCUUUUCUUCUUCGUGGGCACAAGAAUGUAUGUGAUGAUAACGCCACAAGGCAGUCCCUUGACAAGUAUGGCUCAGGUGAUGGUGGCUGCAAUUAAAAAGAGGCAUAUGCAUUUACCAGAUCAUCCAUGGGAUUCUCUAUUUGCUUACAUUUCCUCCAAUUCAAUUAACUCGAAGCUUCCUUACACAGAUCAGUUCAGGUUCCUCACUAAAGCAGCAAUCAUAACUCCAGGAGACCGUAUGAACCUAGAUGGCUCAGCUUCCAAUCCAUGGAGACUUUGCAGCAUCCAGCAGGUGGAAGAAUUGAAAUGUGUGGUUAGAAUAAUUCCUAUAUGGUUUGCAGGUGCUAUGUACUUUGUGGCUCUGAAGCAGAUACAUACCUACGUCGUUUUCCAGGCCAUCCAAUCUGAUAGACGAAUAGGAAUUGGAAACGUUAAAAUCCCGCCAGCAUCUUUCAUAAUCUUUUCCUUGCUAGGCUUUUCAAUAUGCACAGCUAUCUAUGAUACAGUCAUGGUUCCGCUACUUCGAAGGAUCACCAACAGAGAAGAAGGCAUCACAGUCCUGAAAAAGAUUGGUGUUGGCAUGGUUAUUGCUCCAAUCGCUUUGAUACUAUCUGGAGUAGUGGAAUACAAGAGGAGAACAAUGGCUCUUUCUAUGCCAUUCGUAGGAACAGCACCAAGCGAAGGUGGCAUUUCUCCGAUGAAUGCUCGUUGGUUGAUUCCUCAGUUGGCAUUAAUUGGGGUUUCAGAAUCAUUUGCCAUUAUUGGUCAAGUUGCAUUUUUCUACAAGGAGUUCCCUGAGAGCAUGAGAAGUUUUGGAGGGUCCUUCUUGUCUUGUGGUGCUGCAAUGACUGAUUAUAUGGGCAGCUCCUUGAUUUCGGUCAUCAAUAGGGUAACCAGAGACGCAUCAGGACGUAGUUGGUUGGAUCAAGACCUCAACAAGGGAAGAUUGGAUUAUUUUUAUUACCUGGUUGCUGCUUUGGGGAUCAUAAACCUAGGAUAUUUUCUCGUUUCUGCAAAGUGGUACAAGUACAUAGGAACACAGGGCAAGGACAUCCCAGUUGCUGCUCCCAUGGAUGAAAUAAAUUCAAAACACCAUCCUGUUUGA